This is a messenger RNA of Drosophila hydei, 1205 nucleotides long. RefSeq lists its product as uncharacterized. The coding region runs from base 374 to 874 and encodes 166 amino acids. Gene Ontology annotation, molecular function: ubiquitin-protein transferase activity. The transcript is spliced from 2 exons. The record is from RefSeq and is a predicted model, not a curated record. Lineage: Eukaryota; Metazoa; Arthropoda; Insecta; Diptera; Drosophilidae.
UUUUAUCUCCAGUGAAAUGCACAGUUGUAGUUGUGUAUAAACGCCAUGCUUAACAUUUCUUUGUACAACCUUUAUGCUAUCAAUACAUAUAUUUUAAUAUAUAUCUACGCUUGUGGCUCUGGCUUAGUAUGGAAAAAUAUUUUUGUUCAUGUUGGUAGCAGCACUGGUUUUGGUCGAUCGGUAUGGCAGUCCCUGUAAACGAAUAAAGUGAAUUACAAACAAAAUACUAUUUAUUUCGGGGGAAUUUCAGACAAGUUAAGCGGUACUUCAUAAGAGGAGCGAGACAUUUAUAGAAUUGAAAAAUAAAAAACUAUAUAUAUAUAUAUAUAUACAUAUAUUUUUAAUUGUGAUUGAAACAGCAUAUGUGGCUAUCAUGAUACCAAUGCAACUAAUUUUUGGCAUCGGCUGCGCAAUUGUAGCUGCAGCCGCUGUAGUUUAUUUCAGUCAAACGUCGCCUCAACGGCCUCACUCGAGAGCAGCCCGACACGAUUACGUCGAUCGUAAUGAUAGCAGCUACAUAGAUAGCAAUAACCCGAGGGUUCGCGACAGCCAACCUGGCGACAUGUGUUAUUUUUGUCAUAGGGAAAUGACCAAAGAGUCGAUGCAUGUAAUGAACUGUGCCCAUGCGCUGUGCAAGCAGUGCUUUGCUUCUUAUCGCAAGUGGCGUCGGGAUUGUCCGUUUUGCGAGCGAAUCGUGAUACGUAUCGAUCUGCCCGGCGAAGCUUGUGCGAUCUGCCGUGAGCCCAUGAAACUGGAUACCAUGGAUUAUUUACCAUGUGAGCAUGCGCUUCACAAAGUGUGCCUGCAGUUAUAUAAGAACAACAAUUAUAAGACUUGUCCUGUUUGCUUGCGCAAACUUGACAAUAUAAGCUGAUUACAAUGUAAACUAAAGCAAUACUAAAUGAAACUGAAAAUGGCACAAACUUAGUUAUAGCUAUAAAUAUAUAAUAAGCCUGUCUGCAUCUUCAUUGGUAAAAUCAAAAAAUAUAUAAGAAUUAACCCAAUUACGAGCUGCAAACUAAUCGUGCCACGCUAGUUUGACUACAAGGAUAUAUAGUAGUGUAGAAUGUUAAUCGUCAAAAUAUAAGCGGACAGGUUUACUAAUAUAUUAAAGAAUUAAUUAACAAAAAAGAGAUCAAUAAUUUAAAAAGUGAAACUAUUAAACUGAAGAGAGAAAUAUAUAAUAUUUAGGAGCUUAUUAUGUC